AUGAGCUCUUAUUUCGUCAACUCACUGUUCUCCAAAUACAAAACUGGGGAGUCCCUGCGCCCCAAUUAUUAUGACUGCGGCUUCGCCCAGGACCUGGGCGGCCGACCCACCGUGGUGUACGGUCCCAGCAGCGGCGGCAGCUUCCAGCACCCGUCGCAAAUCCAGGAGUUCUACCACGGGCCAUCGUCGCUGUCCACGGCUCCCUACCAGCAGAACCCGUGUGCCGUGGCGUGCCACGGGGACCCCGGCAACUUCUACGGCUACGACCCGCUGCAGCGCCAGAGCCUGUUCGGUGCGCAGGAUCCAGACCUGGUGCAGUACGCAGACUGCAAGCUCGCGGCCGCCAGCGGCCUGGGCGAGGAGGCCGAGGGGUCGGAGCAGAGCCCGUCGCCCACACAGCUCUUUCCCUGGAUGCGCCCUCAAGCAGCCGCCGGACGCAGGCGAGGCCGCCAGACCUACAGCCGCUACCAGACCCUGGAGCUGGAGAAGGAGUUCCUAUUUAAUCCCUAUCUGACUCGCAAGCGGCGGAUCGAGGUAUCGCACGCGCUGGGACUAACAGAGAGACAGGUCAAAAUCUGGUUCCAGAACCGGAGGAUGAAGUGGAAAAAAGAGAACAACAAAGACAAGUUCCCCAGCAGUAAGUGUGAGCAGGAGGAGCUGGAGAAAGAGAAGCUGGAGCGGGCGCCGGAGACCGCCGAGCAGGGCGACGCGCAGAAGGCAGACAAGAAGUAG
Messenger RNA from Onychomys torridus (southern grasshopper mouse), 732 nucleotides. RefSeq names its product homeobox B8 (gene Hoxb8). Gene Ontology annotation, molecular function: DNA-binding transcription factor activity, RNA polymerase II-specific; RNA polymerase II transcription regulatory region sequence-specific DNA binding. The coding region runs from base 1 to 732 and encodes 243 amino acids. Gene Ontology annotation, biological process: regulation of transcription by RNA polymerase II. NCBI's taxonomy places the organism in Eukaryota, Metazoa, Chordata, Mammalia, Rodentia, Cricetidae. The record is from RefSeq and is a predicted model, not a curated record. Gene Ontology annotation, cellular component: nucleus. The transcript is spliced from 2 exons.